UAGUCCUUUUCCAUCCGUGUUUUGCAGAUUGAACGAAUGACUUACACUCUGUCCAAGACGCUCCUCGGCCACGAGCAAGACGUGCGCUCGAUUGCCACAUGCAAGGAGUCGGGCGUGAUUGUCACUGGCUCGCGAGAUCGCUCGGCGCGCGUUUGGCGCCCGCCGUAUGCUGACGCAGACUGCACAGUCGUUGCUGGUCACCAUUCCAACUUUAUUGUCGCCGUGUACAUCACCAAGCCAACCCCUGCGUUUCCACAAGGAACGAUCGUCACCGCGUCCAACGACAGGACUGCCAAUGUCUUCCUUCCCGACGCGCUGGACCAACCCCUGGUCACACUCGCAGGCCACACCGACACUGUCUCGGCGAUCGGCGAAACCGCUGCUGGGCUGCUCGUCACUGGAUCCUGGGACAAAAACGUCCGUGUCUGGGAUGGCGGCGAGUGCCUGAGCGUGCUCUCUGGCCACGAGCAGGCCGUAUGGGCCGUGCUUGGCUUGCCGGACGGUGACAUUCUGACCGGCUCGGCGGACAAGACCAUUCGCGUGUGGCGCGAUGGCUCUGCCGUCAAAACCAUCCGUGGCCACCGUGACUGCGUCCGAGGACUGGCUCUGCUGACCGGCGGUGCUGGCUUUGUCUCGUGCAGCAACGACAGCACUGUUCGCAUCUGGACAAUGUCCGGCGAGCCGCUGCAAGAGCUGUUUGGCCACACGUCGUUUGUGUACAGCGUAGCCGCGCUUCCCAAUGGCGCUUUCGUCUCGUCGGGCGAAGAUCGCUGCGUCAAACUGUGGAAUGAUGGUGCCUGUGUGCAAACAAUCAACCUGCCCGUCCCAACCAUCUGGGCCGUGGCCGCGUUGCCCAACAACGACAUUGUUGUUGGCUCGAGCGACGGUGCUGCGCGCAUCUUCACUGCAGACCAGAGCCGAGUCGCGAGCGACGAUGCCUUGCGCGAUUUUGACGAUCAGGUUGCUGCGCAGUCGAUUCCCAGCCAACAAAUUGGUGACAUUGACAAGAACAAGCUCCCUGGUCUUGAGGGGCUGAGUGUCCCUGGAACCAAGGAUGGACAGAACAAGAUUGUGCGCAACAACAACACUGUCGAGGCUUACCAGUGGAGCGCGGCCAAGGGCGAGUGGACCAAGGUUGGCGACGUGGUGGAUGCAGUCGGCUCUAGUCGCAAACAGCUGUUGAACGGCAAAGAAUACGACUAUGUGUUUAACAUUGUGAUUGAGGAAGGCAAGCCCGCCAAAAAGCUGGGCUACAACACUGCGGAAAAUCCCUGGAUGGCGGCGCAGCGGUUUGUUCAUGAGAACGAGCUUGACCAGUUCUUCCUUGAUCAAGUGGCCAAGUUCAUUAUGGACAACACCAAGGGCGUCUCUCUCGGUACCGACGAUGCCGGUUACGCUGAUCCAUUCACUGGCGGCAACCGCUACGUUCCUGGAAACCGCGCUGCCCCAACGCAGAAUUAUGGCAACAACCCGGAUCCGUACACUGGGGGCAACAGCUUUGUUUCUGGUCCCGGCCAGUAUUCGACCCCUGUUGGUGCCAAUAACACGGAUCCUUUCACUGGCGCCGGUUCGUCCAGCUCCAGCGCUCCUGCAUCGACCGGCUACUUCCCGCAGCUCAUGUUCAUCAAUGUUGCUGCGUUCAACUACGCGGCCAUCUCCAAAAAGCUUCGCGAGCUGAACGAUGCCCUACCAUCUGGGUUUUACAAGCUUUCAGCCGCCGAUCUUGCCGAGAUUGACGAGCUCGCUCGCACCCUGGAGAACACGGCCAAGUAUCACUCGAGCGAGAUUUCCCCCAGCGUCUUUGUUCUCUUGAACAAGAUUAUGGCCUGGCCCGAGGCAUCCCUCUUCCCAGUGCUGGAUCUCAUCCGCCUCGUGGUGCUGCAUCCAUCGGGCGUGCGGCACUUUGCCGAGACUGCGGGACACGGCAAGGAAAUUCUUCUGAGCCUGAUCGACGCGGCAGACUUUAGCAACCUGGAAGGACCGGAAGCCAACCGCAUGCUGUCCUUGCGCUUCUUUGCCAACGCAUUCUCGCUCGAGCCUGGCCGCGUGAUGAUGAACGCCAACCGAAGCACUGUGCUCCAGGCCAUCACCGGCUGCCUGGCCAGCAAAAACAAGAACACGCUUCUUGCUCUCGCGACCGUUUUGCUGAAUUAUGCCGUUCUGUUUGGCACCACGCGCGACAAGGUUGCCGAGUCUACGGUGUUUUCGCAUCUGAGCAAGUUGAUUCUCGCCGAUUUGGACGACGAGACCCAAUUCCGCGCGUGCGUUGCCAUUGGCACCUUGCUGAGUCUGUGGGAUGCCGGAAGUCGCAAGAACGCCGCCAUCGCCGCGUUUGCCACCAAGCUGCAGUCCAGUCCAACCCCCAAAGUUGCCAGCUGCGCGGCUCAGUUGCGUCGACUUGUCGCAUGAUGAAAGCGAUGUGUUGUAUUUUUUUUUUCGAUUGCUGUGCAACAUUUAUUAAACUGGUC
Messenger RNA from Capsaspora owczarzaki ATCC 30864, 2468 nucleotides. Its product is annotated as phospholipase A2-activating protein. The transcript has 12 exons. The record is from RefSeq and is a predicted model, not a curated record. NCBI's taxonomy places the organism in Eukaryota, Filasterea, Ministeriida, Capsasporidae. Gene Ontology annotation, biological process: ubiquitin recycling; proteasome-mediated ubiquitin-dependent protein catabolic process. Gene Ontology annotation, cellular component: cytoplasm; nucleus. The coding region runs from base 37 to 2409 and encodes 790 amino acids. Gene Ontology annotation, molecular function: ubiquitin binding.